GUUAUACCAAGCGAUAAACAAGGCAUAACAAUAAAAUAUUAAAUAUCGAUAAAUCAAUAGCAUGUGUAAUUAAAUUGUUGUAAAAUUAUGUUUGAGUAGAAAAUACUUUGUGUGGAUAUAUUGCAAACAUGGAAACCACUCCAUUACUAUCCAGACCUAAGAGGAAAUCUUUAUGGUCAAGAAUUAGCUUCCGUAAAAAAGAGUUGACAUCUAGAGUCAUUUACUUGGGGCAACUACCAGAUGAAGACUUUCCACCAAAUUUUAUUUGUAAUCAAAAAUAUAGUAUUUUAACAUUCCUUCCACUGGUAUUGUAUGACCAAUUCCGAUUUUUUCUAAAUCUUUACUUUUUGGUCAUGGCACUGAGUCAAUUCAUACCGAGUAUUCGUAUUGGAUACCUGUAUACAUACUGGGGUCCGCUGUGUUUUGUUUUGGCAGUCACACUGUUCAGAGAGGCAGUGGAUGACUUCAGGCGAUACAGAAGGGACAAAGAAGUGAAUAGGCAAUGCUACGAGCGUGUGGUUCUUGACCAGAACAUAAAUGAUUACCAACCAUUUGUGACGGAGCGCGUGCCCGCGUCGGCACUGAGAGUUGGCGACAUAGUCAUGCUGCAUAAGGGGCAAAGAGUGCCAGCAGACAUGAUUCUACUGAGGACUAACGAGACAAUGGGUACUGUAUUUAUACGAACAGACCAAUUGGAUGGGGAAAUAGAUUGGAAAUUAAGAAUACCAUUACCCUCUACUCAGAAACUCCCGACUGAUGCACAUCUUCUCGAUAUAAAUGCUCAAAUAUUUGUGGAAAAACCAGAAAAAGAUAUACAUUCCUUUAUUGGAACUUGUACUAGACUGGAUGAAGAAGAGAAUGAUUCUUUGGACAUCGAGAACACACUGUGGAGCGGCUGCGUCGUGGCUUCAGGCCAAGCUACUGGAUUGGUUAUUUACACAGGUAGUCAAACGCGUAGUGUGAUGAACAACUCGACGCCGCGGUCCAAAGUCGGCCGCCUCGAGCUGCAGGUCAACGACCUCACCAAGCUCCUCUUCGCGGCUACACUCCUCACCUCCUUCCUGAUGAUUGUACUGAAAGGUUUCAAUGGUCCUUGGUACGGAUUUCUCUUUAGAUUUGAACUGCUGUUUUCAUACAUCAUUCCUAUUAGUUUAAGGGUAAAUUUGGAUAUGGGCAAAGUCUUCUACUCGUGGACUAUACAGAAAGACAAGAAAAUAGAAGGCACUGUGAUGCGAUCGACGACUAUUCCAGAGGAACUGGGUAGGAUACAGUAUCUACUCGCUGACAAAACUGGGACGCUGACUAAAAACGAGAUGGUGUUUCAAAAGCUGCAUUUAGGAAAUGCUCUGUACGACAACAAUCUGUUUUAUGAGGUGGAAGGGUUGCUGACGCAAUAUCUGACAAACGAGUCUCACUCGGCGCCAGCGACGCCCAUACUGGAGAGCUCGGAGCCUCUGUCGCCGCCGCCGCAGCAAGUGUGGCGCGCGGUGCUGGCCCUGGCGCUGUGCCACAACGUCACGCCAGUCUACGAGCUGGACGACCAGAGGGCCGACGAGGCGCAGUCAGACAUGGGAAGCUCUAUGAUGUCGGAGAGCUGCGGCGGCGCCGUGCCGCAGCAGGAGCUGUGCGACUACCAGGCCUCCAGCCCCGACGAGGUGGCGCUCGUCAAGUGGACCGACCGGAUGGGUGUAUCCCUGUACCGAAGAGAUUUUAGCAGCAUCGCUUUGAAGCUGCGAGCAACCAACGAGAUCAUGCAGUUCUCCAUACUGCAGAUUUUCCAUUUCACCAGUGAAAGCAAGAUGAUGGGUAUUAUUGUGCAGGAGGAAGUAUCCGGAGAGAUAACGUACUACGUGAAAGGCGCAGACGUGGCGCUCGCACCCCUCCUAGAGUCUCCCUGGCUCAACGAGGAAUGCAAGCGGCUGGCGGCCGAGGGCCUGAGGACUCUGGUCGUCGCUAAGAAAAUUCUAACUAAGAACGAGUAUUUGGAAUUUGAGAGUGAAUACAAAGAGGCUAGACUGAGCGUGACGAACCGCGCGGAGAAGACGAUGGCGGCGAUGUCGAAGCUGCAGUGCGGGCUGCAGCUGCUGGGACUGACCGGCGUCGAGGACAGGCUCGCCGACCACGUGCCCGAGACCAUGGCCAUGCUGCGCGCCGCCGGGAUCAAGAUCUGGAUGUUGACCGGCGACAAACUGGAGACGGCGUUGUGCAUCGCGCGCUCGCUGCACCUCGGCGGCGGCAGCAGGUGGUUCGUGGCGCCGGAGUGCAGCUCGCGCCGCGACGCGCACGCGCUGCUGCGCGGGCUCGCCGCCGCCGCCGGGCAGGACCUCAUCAUCGAGGGCGAGACGCUCGAGAUGUGUCUGCAGUGUUACGAGGAGGAGCUGGUGGAGGUGCUGUGCGGGUGCUCGGGCGUGGUGGUGGCGCGCUGCUCGCCCACGCAGAAGGCGCGCGUGGCGCAGCUGCUGCGCGCGCGCGGCCGGGUCGUGGCCGCUGUGGGCGACGGUGGCAACGACGUCGCCAUGAUACAAGAAGCCGACAUAGGGGUAGGCAUCGAGGGCGCGGAGGGCCGCGCCGCGUCGCUGGCGGGCGACGUGAGCGUGCGCGCGUUCGCCAGCCUGGCGCGGCUGCUGCUGGUGCACGGCCGGCGCGCCGUCAUGCGCUCCGCCGCGCUCUCGCUCUUCAUCGUGCACCGAGGGCUCAUCGUCUCCACCAUGCAGGCGGUAUUCAGCGUUGUUUUUUACUUCUCAUCUGUCUCACUCUAUCCCGGGUUCCUGAUGGUUGGCUAUGGUACCCUGUUCACCAUGCUGCCAGUAUUUUCUUUGGUCCUUGAUAAAGACAUUCCUAGCUCUACUGCUCUCAAAUAUCCUCAACUGUAUAAACAAUUGACGAAAGGGAGACAAUUGUCAUACAAGACUUUCUACAUUUGGACAGGAAUAUCUAUAUAUCAAGGCGGCGUGAUAAUGUACGGCGCGCUGGUGCUGUUCGAGGACCAGCUAAUCCACAUCGUUGAGAUCAGCUACACGGCGCUCAUCCUCACCGAGCUCAUCAUGGUGGCGCUCACCGUGGACACCUGGCACCGCCUCAUGGUGGUGGCCGAGCUGGCCAGCCUGCUCAUGUACGCCACCACGCUGCUCGUCUUCAAUAGCUACUUCGAUUCAGAUUUCAUCAAGCACUGGGAUUUCUGGUGGAAGGUAACGACGAUAACUCUCGUCUCUUGCUUGCCGCUGUACAUCGUCAAGUUCAUGCACCGCAAGUGGAGCGCUCGCCAGUACCGGAAUAUACGGAAAUGAUCUUUGAGUGUUAGGGCAUAGGGCUCACAUUAUGCCCUAACAUAACGUGUGUUCAAUUGGUGUACCGUGAAACCAUUUAUUUGUGGCUUGGACGGCAAAAAUGUCCAUUGAGAAAAGUGCUAGGUUACUUUGUGAUUUGCUUACUGUUUUACCAAAUUUACGAUCAGUUUCCACAUUUAUUCUUGAUACAUAUUUUAUCGAUGUAGCUAAGUUGUACGGUUUCAUGGUAUAUUACCUUUUGUAAUCGGUUAUCUACAAUGUUUUGUCUAAAUAUAUACGCACAUAUACAAUAAUAAACCCACUAUAAUGCGUUCAUAAACCGCAAAUUAUGAAAAAGCAUAAAAUAAACUAAACUAGCAAAACUUUCGGAGACGCCGCCUCAUAUCCAGGUCAAACACGUUUCAGAAAAAGGUCUCUUCUGUGAACAAAACAACAAAAGUUAACGACUUGUGCUACAAUUUUAUGUAACACAUUUGUAUUAUUUAAAUCUCAAGUACAGGAACAGACCCAUACGGAUGGGUCAAAGACCUCACGGGAGUUCUGCCACAAAGAAACGAUACCACAAUACCGGUAAAAAUAUGCAGUUCCUGAACACAUCAUAUAAAGCUUGUAAUAUGUGUGUAGAUAAAACAUUGUAGCUACGUAACUGCACUAUUAUGUAACUGUGAUCCUUUUGUGACUCACUUUGUUCGUUUCAUAAACCCAUGCUGCUGUUUUAUUACCUUUCAAUGUAGCAGUCACAUUACUAAUUAGUAAACUACUAUAUUAUUAAACCAGAUCUGAUACUCUAGACCAGAUAGAUAUUCUCGCUCCUAAUAUUUAUGUAUGCCGUCAACACAUUUAACUAACAAUUUGUAAAGUUUAUUUAUUGUAACAAGAUAAGGCCUAAAAAUGGUCAGUUCAGUGGGUUGCUGUUAGUAUAAAUACAGUCGCCGUCAGGUAUAUCGGAGCGUACCAGGUGCUCAAGAAUAAUUAAUAUAAUUAUCUGUACACGCACUAAAGCGUUGACACUAGAGGCGUGUUCAGAUAUUUGUGACCACCACAGAUAUGGAUAUACCUACACUAUAUCUGUGUGAUCACUGAUCACCUUAUGGCCGCUCCGAUGCGCCGCUGCGCCUAACGAGACAUGUACUCCUUCACCAUCCCGGUUCAUAAUAGGAGCUUGCCGAGGAGAUAAGUGGCGCAAACUGGUGUUCGACGGUCGUAAAAUCCACGUUGACACCAGGUUUAAGACACUCGCAACAAAGCGGGCCAAGCGUCAUCAGCGCGACAUCUGUUCGCUACGGGCACACUACGCCUGCCUGUCCCGCGGUCGUGGUUGCCACCCCCGUAUUGGCUAGUACAGCCAUGAGAAGCACUCACCCUGCCUGACACCGUUUGUAUGGUCUGUUGUAAUAGACUGGUGUUGGCCAUGAUGAUGUGGCCGCUCCGAUAUAAGUGAUGACGACUGUACAUAUUAUAAAUUCAGAAUAACUAUUGACAUUCUGAAGAUGUAAGUCUAUGUUAAUUAGAAUUACUAGUAUUUAUUACAAACAAGUAUUUAUAUCGACGUUGUCGUAUUGUGAUUGUUUGAGUCCCAAGUUUUAGAUAUACCUACUUUAUAUGUGAUUUAUUUCGGUCUGGAUGUCUGUAGUGAAGAUGUUUCCUACUUCAACCUGAUGUAUCUAAAUUAACUAAGAUGACUGUAGGACAUACUGUGAAAACUGUGAUGCGAACAUUACAUAUAUACAGGGUGAAAUUUAAAUCACUGGCCCUAGGCCGGCACGGCCGGCUAGGCUGGCACUAGGUUACACUUAAGGAAUCUAUUUAGCGAAAAAAAAGAGUACAUUUUUUUUUAAUUUUCAUUUUUCAAUUUUUAAAUAUUUUCCACGAGUCGUGGUCACCCUAUUACCACAAAUGUAAACAAACCUAAUAGUAGGUUUUAACAACAACAUCAGCAAAACCCUUAUCUGACCUUCACUAAACCUUAUAAUCGUUGCAAUAGGGUCCACCUAGUUAGUGUUGGCGAUGGUAGGCAGGUUUAUCAAUUUCGAGGGUAGUCUAAACCAUUCCGCGCUAGCGGUAAACAUAACGGUUAGCAUAAAUGAUUAGUCACUCGUCACUCGCCAACCUUAAAAUAAUAAUCGCGCGCGUACUAAGGUUUAAAAAAAUGUUUUCGAACCGGGAAUAUUAGGAAAUGGUACGGUGUUAUUUAUUAAGUGGUGAGUGUUUACGUGGUGCACAAAGAUUAUACGAAAUGGAAUCAGUUCCACGCCUUCGCAGACAAGGAUUGAAUCCAAGAGUACCAUCUCGUGGGACUUUCGUUAAUUGCGUCGACUUUUAAUCAAAUGUAAGUACAUAAGUUGAUUCAAUUUUUUAAAUACGCCUGAAUGCAAAGAUUCCUGACCUAGUUUUUACUCAUUGUUUUUAAGCCACGGACGUUUUGUUAAUAAUCAUUAGUCAGAAAUAAUAUUUUAGAUUAAAAAUGGGUUGCCGUUUUGACGGUUCUAAGCCCGUUAAAGUAUGAAGGAAAAAUUAGCAACUUAUGUAGGUAAGCGUCUUAUGUCGCUGCAAUAGGGUUCAUAAUUGGUGACGCUAUUGCAAACAGCGGGAGAGGCGGGGUGUCAAUGACCUUAACUGAUAAGAGAGAAGCGGGUGUAGUGGGUAGUUGUCGGUUCACCAUAACGUACGAGGUUUUUAGGACAACUUGAUGAUGAGUUAUUUCGAAAAAAAUGUACUGAGCGGUAUUAAAAGAAAAAACACGUGUUUAAUAUUUUUUCGAGUUCUUUCGGGUGUUUCAAUUUGGCCAGUGAAUUAAAUUUCACCCUGUAUAUGUAUGUAUUAUACAUAUUAUUAUAUGUAGGUAGAUUAAAGAGAUGUUGCAAAUUUUAUUUUAUCCAUAAUAUAUAUUCGCACCUAAGUGUAAAAGUACGUUAUAUUAGUUUCUAAGGUACAAAAUGUAUUAAUGUGAUAUAUAAAUAUACUGUAUAGCUAA
Cydia fagiglandana is the source of this 6261-nucleotide messenger RNA. RefSeq names its product probable phospholipid-transporting ATPase IIB. Gene Ontology annotation, cellular component: plasma membrane; trans-Golgi network; endosome. The coding region runs from base 129 to 3287 and encodes 1052 amino acids. Gene Ontology annotation, biological process: phospholipid translocation; retrograde vesicle-mediated transport, Golgi to endoplasmic reticulum; endocytosis. NCBI's taxonomy places the organism in Eukaryota, Metazoa, Arthropoda, Insecta, Lepidoptera, Tortricidae. The record is from RefSeq and is a predicted model, not a curated record. Gene Ontology annotation, molecular function: ATP binding; ATP hydrolysis activity; magnesium ion binding. The transcript has 19 exons.